This is a messenger RNA of Aegilops tauschii subsp. strangulata, 507 nucleotides long. NCBI's taxonomy places the organism in Eukaryota, Viridiplantae, Streptophyta, Magnoliopsida, Poales, Poaceae. The record is from RefSeq and is a predicted model, not a curated record.
AUGGUUCCGCUGUUGCUGUGCGGCGCACUGCGCCUCUCACUCUGCGGCGCUCCAAGGGUCACGCCGCGCAGCGAGCCGCAGCCUAUCGCUUCGCUGCUAGCAGCUUCAGCCAAGAACGCGGAAGUUUCCGAACUCCAGCGGAAACUGAAGCUGGCUGAUGAGGAGAUCGACCGUAUUAACAAGCGGUUCGAUGAGGCCCAAGGCAACGCGACCGAGGUCGAAGCCCUCAAGAGUGCCCUUGCCGAAGCCAAGGAGGAGGCGAGGGUAAGCAAAGCAGCCGCAGAGAAGGCGGCUACGGAUGUGGAGGCCGAAAAGGCCGCCCGCCGUAAGUAUGAGGCAAGGGUGACCGAAGUAGAGCAAUCGCUCGAGGACGCCGCCACCAGGUGUGAGUCCUUGGAGGAGAGUAACAAGGCCCAAGCGGCCAAACUCACCAAGGCUCUUCAAGCUGCGAAGGAGGCGCGGUCCGAGUCCCGGGCCGCUCGCGAGGAGAUCAAGCAAGCUGGAUAG